Molecule: messenger RNA, 2048 nt
Organism: Lutra lutra (Eurasian river otter)
Lineage: Eukaryota; Metazoa; Chordata; Mammalia; Carnivora; Mustelidae
Gene: MAPK15
Product: mitogen-activated protein kinase 15
Exons: 13
Coding region: 85-2001 (638 amino acids)
Biological process (GO): intracellular signal transduction; protein phosphorylation
Cellular component (GO): nucleus; cytoplasm
Molecular function (GO): MAP kinase activity; ATP binding
Source: RefSeq, a predicted model, not a curated record
AGGAGGGGCGGUCUCCAAGGCAACCGGAUUCAACAGUUCCAGCCCCGCAGGUGUGCGGAGGCCUCCGGGCGCCCACCCGACGGCAUGUGCGCGGCGGAGGUGGACCACCACGUAGCCCAGCGAUACCUGCUCAAGCGGCGGCUGGGAAAGGGGGCCUAUGGCAUCGUGUGGAAGGCAGUGGAUAGGAGGACUGGUGAGGUUGUGGCCAUCAAGAAAAUCUUUGAUGCCUUUAGAGAUAAAACGGAUGCCCAGAGAACGUUCCGGGAAAUCACACUGCUCCAGGAACUUGGGGACCAUCCCAACAUCAUCCGCCUCCUGGAUGUGAUCCGGGCGGAGAACGACAGGGACAUUUACCUCGUGUUUGAGUCUAUGGACACGGACCUGAAUGCUGUCAUCUGUAAAGGCAGGCUGCUGAAGGACACCCACAAACGCUACAUCAUCUACCAGCUCCUGCGGGCCACCAAGUUCAUCCACUCGGGACAUGUCAUCCACCGGGACCAGAAGCCGUCCAACAUUCUCCUGGACUCCAGCUGCUCAGUGAAGCUCUGUGACUUUGGUCUCGCCCGCUCCCUCGGUGGCCUUCCUGAGGGGCCUGAGGGCCAGGCCCUGACAGAUUACGUGGCCACGCGCUGGUACCGGGCUCCCGAGGUGCUGCUGUCCUCCAGCUGGUACACCCCCGGGGUGGACAUGUGGAGUCUGGGCUGCAUCCUGGGGGAGAUGCUUCGGGGAAGGCCCCUGUUCCCAGGCACGUCCACGCUGCACCAGCUGGAGCUCAUCCUGGAGACCAUCCCACCGCCGUCCAAGGAGGACCUCCUGGCUCUUGGCUCAAGCUACAGUGCCUCGAUCCUGCCCUGCCUACGGGCCUGGGGCCUCCUGGUAUUUGCCCCCGACAAGCGGCUCAGCGCAGCCCAGGCACUGCAGCACCCCUACGUGCAGAGGUUCCACUGCCCGGCCCGUGAGUGGACCCUGGAUUCAGCUGUGCGGCUCCCGGUGCUCGAAGGAGUUCAGCUCUCAGCCCCCGAGUAUCGCAGCCGCGUCUAUCAGAUGAUCCUGGAGCGCAGGGCCAACAGCCGGGUCCCCAGAGAGAAGGGCGUGGGGGGCACACCCCCGGGCGCAGAAGCCGGCGCCCCCCCGCCCCAGGCGCACCUGCUCAGACCCAGCGCCGCCCCUCCGCCGACUCCGGGCUCGCCCACGCGGAACCCCGGACGCAGACCUCAGAGCGGCCGGGCUCAGCGGCCCGCGCCGGACGUCGCCCGCGGAGCCAAGAACCUUCCGCGGCAGAACUCGGCCCCCCUGCUCCAGCCUCCGCCCCCACGAGGUCUCGGGAGAGGCGAGAGGCCCCCUGCAGCGACGCCGGAGGCCCCCUCGGCACCCUCGUGGGUGAAGCCCAGUGGCAAGGGGGCGGCACCCUCCCUCGCCAGGCAGGCCGCCGCCCAAGUGGCCAUCCAGGCCCUAGUCCGGAGCGACUGGAACCCGGGCCGAGAGCUGCGCGCGAGCGGCGCGCGACGGGUGAGCUCCCGGGACGUCCUUCCCGCCCCCUGGGCCGCUGGGGUCGCCAGAGUCGGGGCCCUCCCCUCCCUCUGGUCCCGCCCCUCACGCCGCCCCUGGACCGUGUGCAGGUCCCUCGCGGGCUUCCCGACGGCCGGCCGGAGCCCCGGCCCGGCCGGAGGAUGUUCAGCGCCUCGGCCUCGCAGGGGGUCCAGGGCGCCGCAAGGGCUGCGCUCGGGGGCUACUCUCAAGCGUACGGUACCGUCUGCCGCUCGGCACUGGGCCGCCUGCCGCUGCUCCCGGGUCCCCGCUCCUAAGCUGCCCCACCGGCCUUCAGCCGGGCUCUUCUGCUCAGCCCGUGCCCCUUGCCCAGUCCCCUGCCCCUCUCCCAGCCCCAGAUUUACCCCCGAGUCCCCCAUGCUCUCCAACCCCCUUUUACCGGCCUGCGUUUUUGCCUGGCCACAUUCUCAAGAUCCAGGGGGCUUGUCCAGGCCUCCCCCGCGGGGUGGGUGAGGUUCCCACCCAUGCCCAAUCACUUCCUCCAAUAAAUUCGUGUCCGU